AUGACUGAAGUUUUACCAAAAGAAAGGAAACAAAAAGAGGAGAAGACCUUAAUUCUUGGUCAAGCUGUGGUGGACCUUCUUCCCUUAUUAGCAGGAGAAAGUUCAUUUGAAACAACAGCCCCAUUGCAUCCUGUGCAGGGCUCACCUUUAGAAACUCCUCGAUCAGGUGUUAAGAAGGACUACCCCAUUUUAUUCAAGAAUGGAACUCUGAAGUCUGGAGGGGAAAGAGAACCUCUUCCCCGGCCAAAAAAAUGGCCUAUUGCCAACAUUCUGGCUCCGGGAGCUAAUAACAUUCCUGAUGCAUUCAUCGUUGGUGGUCCUUAUGAGGAAGAAGAAGGAGAACUCAACCACCCUGAGGACAGAGAAUUUAGGAACCAAGCAGAGUGCAUGAAGAAAAGGAUUAUUUGGGACUUGGAAAGUCGCUGCUAUCUUGAUCCUCCUGCAGUGACUGAGGAUGAAGGUCAGCUUUCAUUUCAUGGAGUAGCUUAUGUUAAUAUGGUCCCAUUGCUAUAUCCAGGUGUGAAAAGAAUUCGGGGAGCUUUUCAUGUUUACCCUUACCUAGACAGUACAGUCCAUGAAAAGACCAAGUGUUCAUUUAGCUUAUUCCGGGAUACUGGCCAUCAUUUGGUUCAAAAUAAUAAAAUAGGAGGAAUUACUUCUCCACUUACCAAACAAGUUCUUUCUAAGAAUCUGAAAGAAGAUAAAACCGUCAAAGAAAAGGAUAUAGAUGGAAGGCUUAGGCCUGGGGAUAUGCAAGCAGCUAGUAUAAAAUCUCAGAGCUCAGAUACGCCGUUGGAAGGUGAACCCCCUCUAAGCCAUAAUCCAGAAGGACAGCAAUAUGUAGAAGCAGGGACAUACAUUGUGUUGGAGAUUCAGCUGGACAGAGCCUUGGUUCCAAAACGAAUGCCAGAGGAACUAGCCAGAAGGGUCAAGGAAAUGAUUCCUGCAAGGCCUCCCCUUACCCGCCGGACAGGAGGAGCUCAGAAGGCGGUGAGUGACUACCACUCACAGAUCAAGAACAUUUCUAGAGCCAUUUUGGAUGAGUACCACAGAAUGUUUGGAAAACAGGUGGCCAAACUGGGGAAUGAUAUAGAUAGUGAAACCCUGGAGGAGCAGAAGUGCCAGCUCAGCUAUGAACUUAAUUGCUCUGGAAAAUACUUUGCUUUCAAAGAACAACUCAAGCAUGCUGUGGUAAAGAUUGUGAGAGAGAAAUACCUGAAGACAACAUCAUUUGAAAGCCAGGAGGAACUACAGACAUUUAUCAGUGAGCUCUAUGUGUUCUUAGUAGAUCAGAUGCAUGUGGCCUUGAACCAGACCAUGCCAGAUGAUAUCCAAGACACUAUUUCAACCAUUUAUACAAGCAGUGAACAGCUUCGACUCUUUGCAUUUGAAGCAGAAAUCAAUGAGAACUUUGAAAUGGCGGCAGUGUAUUAUGAGGAGAGGUUGGUCCGUGACCCACAGAACCUCGAUCACUGGCUGGACUAUGGCGCCUUCUGCCUUCUAACUGAAGACAACAUCAAAGCACAAGAAUGUUUUCGGAAAGCUCUUUCCCUCAACCAGAGUCAUAUUCACAGCUUGCUGCUGUGUGGUGUCCUGGCUGUUCUGUUGGAGAACUAUGAGCAAGCAGAAAUUUUCUUUGAAGAUGCCACUUGCUUAGAACCAACCAAUGUUGUAGCCUGGACUUUACUUGGUUUGUACUACGAAAUUCAAAACAAUGACAUUCGAAUGGAAAUGGCAUUUCAUGAGGCAUCCAAACAGCUUCAAGCACGAAUGCUUCAGGCACAAACAACAAAGCAAAAGAGCACUGACAGCUCAGAGUAUGUUGAAGAAGGCGGGAAAAUAGGAUCCAAUUUAGGCCCUUGGGGACCCACAAAUGUUUCGUCUACAAUACCAGUCAAGGUGGAAGCCUCAGCAGUACCAGGAGCUGCAUUAUCCAUUCCAGAUGAAUUUCUUGAAGAAUCCUCCAAACUUCAGUCUGAUUCGCGAGAACCCAUUUUGACUACACAAUUUCAGGAUCCAAGUAUGGGCCCAAAACCAUCUAACAUAUUUCUCAAGGAAAUACCAGGAAAAAAAGAAGCAUCAAAAUGUCAAGAUUCAUCAGCUUUUCUGCAUCCUGUCCAUUAUUACGGUGUUUCCCAAACUCCUUCUACCACUAUCUUCAUGGAGACCAUACGUUUCUUGAUGAAAGUUAAUGCUGUGCAGUACGUGCGCAGAGUGCUUGCACAUGAGCUGUUAUGCCCUCAGGGCGGCCCCAGCUGUGAGUAUUACUUGGUGCUGGCCCAGACACACCUUCUCAAGAAGGACUUUGCCAAGGCAGAGGAAUACCUUCAACAAGCAUCCCAGAUGGACUACCUGAACCCUAAUGUCUGGGGUGUGAAGGGCCAUCUCUAUUUUCUAAGUGGAAAUCAUGCUGAGGCCAAGGCAUGCUAUGAGCGAACCAUUAGUUUUGUAGUAGAUGCUUCUGGGAUGCACUUCAUCUUCCUGCGACUGGGUCUUCUCUAUCUGGAAGAGAAAGAGUAUGAAAAGGCAAAGAAAACCUACCUGCAAGCUUGUAAGAGAUCACCUUCAUGUCUUACCUGGCUAGGACUGGGAAUCGCCUGUUACCGGCUGGAGGAGCUCACAGAGGCUGAAGAUGCUCUCUCGGAAGCCAACGCAUUAAACAACUGCAAUGCUGAAGUAUGGGCAUAUCUGGCUCUGGUCUGCCUGAAAGCUGGACGGCAACUGGAAGCUGAACAGGCCUACAAGUAUACAAUAAAGCUGAAAUUGAAAGAUGAGGCUCUGCUUGCAGAGAUCCGCAUGGUACAGGAAAUGGUUGGCUUUGGAAAUCCAUCUUUCUGA
Messenger RNA from Propithecus coquereli (Coquerel's sifaka), 2838 nucleotides. It is a transcript of the gene CFAP70, whose product is annotated as cilia and flagella associated protein 70. The record is from RefSeq and is a predicted model, not a curated record. Gene Ontology annotation, molecular function: protein binding. Lineage: Eukaryota; Metazoa; Chordata; Mammalia; Primates; Indriidae. The transcript has 23 exons. Gene Ontology annotation, biological process: cilium movement; cilium assembly. The coding region runs from base 1 to 2838 and encodes 945 amino acids. Gene Ontology annotation, cellular component: motile cilium; extracellular exosome.